UAAUGAACAAAAAGAUAACCCUUUUCGUAUUAUUGGCUUGUGCAGUUUGCAUAGCUACAUUAAUGUUUUCCUUCUCAACCUAAGGUAUUGAUAGCAAUUAUAAAUAGAUGGAGAAUUGAAAUUGAAGAAAAGUCAUUCUUUUUCUUCAUCAAAGAAUCAUGAAUGGAUGGAUGGAUAUUGGUCAUCAGAUACAGAUUGUUAAGCUAAAUGUAAAAGUGCUGGAGGAAUGAGUUGUGGUAAUUACUAAUAAAAUUGCUGUGUUGGAGCUAAGUGCAGAAAAGAGGAAGGUUUCUUUUCUUCAUCAUUAAUAUGUGAUCAAAGAAUUCCAGUACAAGGAUGCACAACUCCAAAAUGAU
Paramecium pentaurelia is the source of this 356-nucleotide messenger RNA. NCBI's taxonomy places the organism in Eukaryota, Ciliophora, Oligohymenophorea, Peniculida, Parameciidae. The record is from the annotation of a GenBank genome assembly.